Messenger RNA from Rhizophagus irregularis DAOM 181602=DAOM 197198, 2752 nucleotides. RefSeq lists its product as uncharacterized. The record is from RefSeq and is a predicted model, not a curated record. NCBI's taxonomy places the organism in Eukaryota, Fungi, Glomeromycota, Glomeromycetes, Glomerales, Glomeraceae. Gene Ontology annotation, biological process: protein phosphorylation. Gene Ontology annotation, cellular component: cytoplasm; cytosol; nucleus. Gene Ontology annotation, molecular function: eukaryotic translation initiation factor 2alpha kinase activity; ATP binding.
UCUGUUAUUUUUAUUUUAUAGAAGUCGUCAACUUAAAUUUUUUUAUAAAAAAAAAAAUAAUAAUUUUUGGUUCCUUUAACCUUUUUUUAUAUUUGAUAUAUUAAAAAAAAAGAUCAAUUGUAAUAUAAGUUCGAUUUUCCUUUUUCGUUUCUUCUUUUAUUUUAUUUAAUUGUUAUAUUACAUUUCCUAAAAAAACCUCAGGAAUAAAACGUACCAUGACACAUGCCAAAUUUUCUCGAUGACUACAAAUAUACGGUCCAUAGACAUCAAAGGAGUCGUAUCUAAUAAAACAAGAAUCAAAAGCAAAUUUUUUGCUAGUACUCCAAGUUCUGAAGAAAGUUCUUCGAAUGAAGAUACGACAGGUUUUUUCAUAGCCCAAAAAAAGAAGAAUGAUAACAAGAUUAUUAAUGAAGAAUUAUUACUUUUAAAUACAAAAGAAUAUCCACAAACUCCAGGAUCUUUGGAUAAUUUUGAUGGAGUUCUUACGUUUAAAAAAGAUGAUGAAUUUGAUGGUAAUAAUCGACAUCCACUCGAAACUGUUAUAGCAUCAUCAUCAAAUCCAGCCCAAAUAACACGUUAUAAUCCUGACUAUGAAAGUAUUUUAGAAAGCAAACGACGUCAAAGUCGUUUGCUAUUAGUUUCUUUAUUGGAGAAUUUUUGUUUAUUAUAUGAUACGAAUCCUGAAAGAAAUCAUAAAACGUUCUAUCUCAUAUGUAAAACCUUAAGUGCUAUGGGAAUUAUUGAGGAAGAGUAUAUUGACGAAAUGUCUACCGUACGAUCGUCGUACCAACGCGCGUUUAAAGAUUUACUCGUUCAAGCUCUGAAUUCGAUAAAACAAGAACAAUCGAUGAAAAAGUCUCAUAUGAUUAUGGAUUCGGCAGAAUCAACAAAUACUGAUGAGAAUAUCGUUCAAGAAUUUCCUGAUAAUCUUUCUAAGCACUCACAAAUGUUUAAGAAUAUUUCAUUUGAAGAUAUUCUUGACUUACAAAAUAGUAGAUAUAGUAAUGAUUUCAUUGAAUUGAAGUUGUUAGGUAAAGGAGGGUUCGCAAAUGUUUGGCAGGCCAAAAAUAAAUUAGAUGGAAUUGAAUAUGCGAUAAAAAAAGUUAGGUUGCAAGGUGACAGAAUUCCGGAGGAAAAGGAAAAAAUUUUUCGUGAAAUUAAAUUUCUUGCUAGACUGGAACAUAAAAAUGUGAUUCGUUAUUAUAGUUCAUGGCUUGAACAUACCAACAAUAAACAACGAGAUGUAGAAAUGUCUGUUUCUUCAUAUUCAAAUUCAAAAAGUUCUAAUGAAUCAUCAAUGAGUAAUAGUAAUAAUAUGUGUGAAGAUGGUUCACAGGAUGAUUCAGAUAUUUUUAGAAUGUCAUUUUCAAGUGAUGAACAAAGAUCAGAGGAUUUUAGUGGUAUCGAUUUCGUGGGAGAUGACAUUUCUGCAGUAGGAGGUUUACACUCAUCUUCACAUUCCCUAAGUCAUGAUCAUUCCUACGAUAUUGAAACAAGUGAAAACUCUAGUAGUGAUGAAAAUAUUGCACAGGUGAAUAUGAAUCGUGAUUGGAUACUCCUUAUCCAAAUGCAAUUAUGUCAUAGUAGUCUACGAGAUUAUUUAAAACGUAGAGACGCAAAUCUUUUGGCCACUAAGAAAGAUCCAUUAAAUGCGAUUGAUCGUCAUGCCAGUAUUGAAUUAUUUCGUGGUAUUAUUCAUGGUGUUGCAUAUAUUCAUUCUCAAGGUUUGAUCCACCGUGAUUUAAAACCGGGAAAUAUUUUCAUGGGCAUCAUUCCAGAAAACGGAUCUAAUAAUCAAAAUAGUUGGGUCGCUGCAGAUUGUUCAUCAUUUGCUGUCGAACGUUUAGUUCCUAAAAUUGGUGAUUUUGGAUUAGUAACAGCAGUUGAUGGAGUUCAGAACGGUUCUCCUAUUGACGAUGUCUUAAAUUCUAACUUCUUAAAAUUUAUAGACGGAAAUAGGAGGUUUGACGUUGGUACUCAGCGUAGUUCUGUCUCAUCAUCUUAUAAUUCAAAAUCAAGAACCACUGGAGUGGGUACAAUUACGUAUGCAUCUCCAGAACAACUGGCCAAGCCCUCUUGCCCAUAUAAUGAAAAGGUUGAUAUUUAUUCUUUAGGCAUUAUAUUCUUUGAACUUCAUUUUCCAUUUUCAACAGGACAUGAACGGGUUAGAGUUUUAAAGGACUUGAGGAAUGGAAUUUUACCGAAAGGGUUUGUUGAAAGGUUUCCUAAAGAAGCUGCAUUCAUUUUAUGGAUGAUGGCUGAGGAUCCUGACAAAAGACCAAAUUCUAAACAAAUAUUAGAUUUUGAAUUGUUGGCGGGGCCUAUUGAUGGUGAGCAUGCAGAAAUGCAACAUAGGCUUGUGCAAAGUACGCAAAGACUCGAUAUGAUGACAAAAGAAAAUGAAAUGUUAAAGAAUAAAGUCGCAGAGUUAGAAGAGAAAUUAAAAAAUUGUGAAUGUGGCGGGGGAAAUUAUAGUAAUAAAAUUUAUAAUUAAAAAUUUUAAAAGUUGAACUUCCUAAUAUUUCAAUUCUUUGUUCAAAUAUCCUUUUCUUUUUUUAAUAAGAAAUAAGAUAGAUAAAAGGACAAUAUAUUAUUAUUUUUUCAACAUUCUGUAGAUAAUUAUUUAUUCUAUUCUAUUUGAUUUUAUCAUUAAAUGCGGUCCCGAGUUAAGUUUUUAACCGGUUGGGCCAAUUUAAACACGAGAUAGUUUUCAAUACUAAAUUAUAAUAAAGUUUGCUCUAAAUGUAUUAUU